Molecule: messenger RNA, 2573 nt
Organism: Papaver somniferum (opium poppy)
Lineage: Eukaryota; Viridiplantae; Streptophyta; Magnoliopsida; Ranunculales; Papaveraceae
Product: 3-dehydroquinate synthase homolog
Exons: 10
Coding region: 151-1428 (425 amino acids)
Biological process (GO): aromatic amino acid biosynthetic process
Molecular function (GO): oxidoreductase activity; 3-dehydroquinate synthase activity
Source: RefSeq, a predicted model, not a curated record
UACCUCCGUUCAGGGUUCAUACCACUACACAUCAUUGAGUCAUUGACUCCUUGUGGUCUUGAUAAUCCAACGUCCAUUGCCAACAGAACCUAGAUAAUAAAACAGAACUUUAUAAAACCCCAAAAUGAGUGAAGAAAAAAAGAUAGAAAGAUGGCUUUAUUGACAUCUUCUGUUAUUUCAGUUUCAGUUGGGAAUUACCAAAAACAGUUGGUUUCUAGGGUUACAUCCCAGAUACAAACACAAACAGGGACCAACGGCGGGUGGAUUUACAUCUCUGCCGUACUGAAUUCUAAGGGAGCUCGAUCUCGAACUAAGUCACGCUCAACAAUGUGUUCAGCUGUGAAUAUGGAGAGUUAUGAGCAACCAAAGCAAGUAUGGAUAUGGACUGAGAACAAGCAAGUAAUGACUACUGCCGUUGAAAGAGGAUGGAACACACUCAUUUUUACAUCUGACAAUAAAGACCUUGCAGAUGAGUGGUCAUCGAUUGCUUUGAUAAAUCCUCUAUUUAUUGGGGAUGGAGCGAUUUUAGAUAGCCAGAACAAAAAAGUUGCCUCAUUUUCUGAAUUAUCUACUCCCGAACAGUUGCAACAACUUCAACCAGAUGAUUAUGAGGCGAAAAAUGUUGUUAUAAGUUUGCCAAAUUGGCAGGUGAUACCUGCAGAGAAUAUAAUCGCAACCUUCCAAGGAAGCCAGAAAACAGUCUUCGCCAUCUCAAAAACUCCCUCAGAAGCACAGCUUUUCCUUGAGGCAUUGGAGCUCGGUCUUGGUGGAGUUGUUUUGAAAGUUGAAGACAUCGAAGCUGUUCUUGAAUUGAAGAACUAUCUUGACAGAAGAAAUGAAGCAAGGAACUUGUUAUGUCUGUCCAAAGCUACUGUAACACGAGUUGAAAUAGCUGGAAUGGGUGACCGUGCAUGCGUGGAUCUUUGUAGCUUAAUGAGGCCUGGCGAAGGACUUCUGGUUGGAUCUUUUGCAAGAGGCCUUUUCCUUGUUCACUCAGAAUGCAUGGAAUCAAAUUAUAUUGCUAGCAGACCUUUUCGAGUCAAUGCAGGACCAGUACAUUCCUAUGUUGCUGUUCCAGGAGGGAAAACUUCGUAUCUGUCAGAGUUGCAAACAGGAAAAGAGGUUAUUGUAGUUGAUCAACGUGGGCAGCAAAGGACAGCAGUUGUAGGGCGCGUAAAAAUAGAAAAGAGACCACUCAUUCUUGUGGAGGCAAAGUUGCAACAAGAACCUGAAAACCAAACAUUCUAUAGCAUCCUUUUACAGAAUGCAGAAACGGUUGGAUUAGUUUGUCCCUGUCAAGGUACUAAGCCAACCAAAACUGCAAUUCCUGUGACUUCACUCAAAGUUGGAGACGACAUUAUGGUGAGAAUUCAGGGUGUUGCCCGGCAUACAGGAAUUGAAAUUCAAGAAUUUAUUCUCGAGAAGUGAGUAUGCAACAAAUAGCAAGUAAGAGUUAUUCAUUAGUUCUAGUUUACAGCCAACAUUACUAGCAGCUUUAAUUCAAACAUGUACUGUGAAGAAAAAACCAACUGCAUGUUAAAUGUAAGCAGAGGGCAAUACAUGGUUAGUCAUUAACUUAUGGUUAAGUGCUAAUAGCACAUUGAGUCGUUAAAUGACUAGUAUAAAUCUCGAACCAGAAUCCUUUUUACAUGCCCCCCUUGUCCUUGUUUCUGUUCUUAUCCUUCGGACGUUAUCCCAUUCACCUAUAGUGGUAUGUAUAUGUGUUACAAGCAACCCUGAUGUCUUCAGGCUCCUACUCAAGCGGGUGAUUCUUGAUUUGAUUAGCCAGUUUUAUAUUUCUGGACUUUUACAUGAUCCAAGCUGCUAUAUAAUCACGGUUCAUUGGCAUACUUCACAUGACUCAAUAACCAGUCCUGCUCGACAUAGAAAAUCCACCAUGCAUCCAGUGUCAUGUUGCUCUACCAUGGACAGAGGGCACUUAAUGGCUCCAUGCUGAAAACAAAUGUAACCAGUUGGAAAUCUUUUGCUUCCAUCUUGAAAAUCUCAAAUAAGAGCAGGUAGUCCAGUUUCUGCCACUAUCUUGUUUAAAAGAUUUGGAUCUUUCAGACAAGUGCAGGCGCCGAAGUAGCAGAUAUCUUAGCGGCUUUAUGCAGCUCAGAGAAUGUUUCUGGACGCAGAUUUCUAAUUGGAGUUUUGAAUACAAGAGCCAUUCCAUUGAUGCAGGCUUUAACGAGGUAUAAUUGUGUCACAUAUUUGGGGCAAUCAAGUUCCUGAGGAUAAAAGAGGUUUCUAUUAUUUUUGCAUUUGUCUGAGAAAGGUCGGCGAUCAAUAUACGAGUAUUUCACAGUUUAGACAGUUGGGAUUAGUUGGGCUACAUGUAUAUCAGUUCGAUUUUGCGAGAAAAAGAUCUUGAUGAUAUCAGAACCUGAAAGGUUGCUGUGGAGCCAUUUAUCUUCUGAAGACUUACAUGGUGCAACUGUCGUCAGGAUAUGGCAGCAGGCAGCAGCUAUUUACAUGGGAUCAUGGGUCUCCUAUAAUAAACUUGUAUGAAACCAUAUAACAUAAAAUAAAUAACAGUUUUUAAGUAUUUCAAUACUACUCUAUGUUUCUGA